AUGGUGAGCUCCAACAGCGCGGUUGUUGUCGACACCGAGCUGAGGCGCUACGGCUCUUGCAGGCCUCCGGAUAGCCUCUACAUCAAAGCCGGAGAUGCUCACGAGAGCAAGGCUUUGUGCUGGGGACUUAACUACCUGUACAGAAACGACGCAUCCAUCUCGUCACCAAGUUCGGAACAACCACCCUCACUCAAGCAGCGUCGGCCGAGCCGUAGCCUUCCAAUGGGCAUGGUGACGGAUGCCACAUCCAUCCGUUUGACUGGGAAUGCCGUCGGCCAGAGCGAAGUCCGUUGCGUAGUCGGUGGAAAAGCAGACACAACUGGAUGGCGACUUUGCUGGAGUUCCUUGCGCCUCAUGGCUGUGAAUACGAUGGCCAGUGAUUCGGCGAGCGCCAUUGACUGUCAGAUACGAAGCGCUCUUGUCAGUACUGGAGCCUUCAGGGCUCGCCCUCGCCUCUUGCUUAUGAAUCCAGGCAACCCGUCCGGCAUCAUGGGCCGAGGCAGGCGGAGCAGUCGACAUGGUUUAAAGAUCCGCAACUCCCGUCCGCAAGAAAUGAUGCUGAGCUGGGGCCCAUUUCCUUCGAAAUCCCCACGGAUCCGCGAAUACGCUCGCACCAUCAUUCGACGCUGGCUUGCACGAGUGAAGCCGUUUCCAGCGCACUACACCGGUCUCGUUGUUGCUUGGGGCAUCACCUGGCCGGCGUUGAGAAACAGACAGACAGGUCGUGACAGGACAUUGGACAGCAUCAAGCCAAACGACAUCAGCGACAAACCCAUCAUCAGCCAGUGGAACAAACAUCAACCGGGAGGCUACAGCGAUAUCGACAGCGUGUAA
Molecule: messenger RNA, 834 nt
Organism: Colletotrichum abscissum
Lineage: Eukaryota; Fungi; Ascomycota; Sordariomycetes; Glomerellales; Glomerellaceae
Exons: 7
Coding region: 1-834 (277 amino acids)
Source: RefSeq, a predicted model, not a curated record